Loxodonta africana (African savanna elephant) is the source of this 8398-nucleotide messenger RNA. It is a transcript of the gene RFWD3, whose product is annotated as ring finger and WD repeat domain 3. The record is from RefSeq and is a predicted model, not a curated record. Bases 136 to 2364 code for a protein of 742 amino acids. Lineage: Eukaryota; Metazoa; Chordata; Mammalia; Proboscidea; Elephantidae. Gene Ontology annotation, molecular function: protein binding; ubiquitin-protein transferase activity. The transcript is spliced from 14 exons. Gene Ontology annotation, cellular component: nucleus. Gene Ontology annotation, biological process: interstrand cross-link repair; protein ubiquitination.
CGGCUCGGGCGGGGAGAUUGAGCCGCUCCGGGAGCGGCGGUUUGGGACCUGUGUGGUCCGACUCCUUCGGAAAUAACGACUGCAACUGCGGCGGGGUCGCGCCAUCGACCGCGUCCUUCCGGCUUUAGGUGAGUGAUGGCUCAGGAAGCAAUGGACUAUGAUCUGCAGGUACAGUCAGAUCAUCAUGCUGCAGAAGAGCCGCCUCCUGCUGAAGUGGUCAACAGCCAAACAGGACUGCCUCUGCUCCAGCCUGCGCCGCAGGUGUCUAUUGACCUGACAGAGGAAGGGGCGCCCUCAGGAGAAGAGAGUGUGGAGAACAUUGACCCAGGAGCUUCAGAGGAAGAUAGACGGGGAUCUGGUGCUAACCCCACCGUCCGUGUGUCUUCACUAGAGUCAGUGAACACUUUCAUCAGCGGGCUGCAGAGGCUUCAUGGCAUGCUGGAAUUCCUGAGACCUCCACCUUCAAACCAUAGUGUGGGACCAGUGAGAAUAAGGAGGAGGAGGGGUUCUGCUGUACGCAGGGCAAGGCCUGGAGGGUCUCAGAGGACAGACAGUGCCAGAUCAACAGCACCUUUGGAUGCUUUCUUUCAAGUGAGCAGGACCCAACCUCUCUUGCCAGCCGAAUCUUAUCCGGAGACUAGGAAUCCUGUUUCUGAAGACUUGCAGGUGUCGAGUAGUUCCAGUUCUGACAGUGACAGCUCUGCAGAGGAUGAAGAGGUUGUCCAGGAAGAAGAACCUGAAGCUGUUAUUUUAGAAGUUUCUGGAAAUGACAUGGCAGAGCCCCCAGGUGGUACCUCAGCAGAGCAAGAAGUUGCAGGUAUAGAUGGAAGAGAGGUCUUCCACAAACAGUUUCCCCAAAAAUCCAACCCUCUUCUCCCUUCCGAGCCUAUGGAUGAGGAAGACACUUGCACCAUAUGUUUGGAGCAGUGGACCAAUGCUGGGGACCACCGGGUCUCAGCAUUACGCUGCGGGCACCUCUUUGGGUAUGGAUGCAUUUCUAAGUGGCUCAAAGGACAGGCACGAAAGUGUCCCCAGUGCAACAAGAAAGCCAAGCACAGUGACAUCGUUGUCCUCUAUACUCGAACCCUGAGAGCUUUGGACACUAGUGAACAGGAACGCAUGAAAAGUUCUUUACUGAAGGAACAGAUGAUAAGGAAGCAGGCCGAGUUAGAAUCGGCACAGUGUCGCCUCCAACUUCAGGUCCUCACUGAAGAAUGCACUAAGCUUCAUGGUCGUGUCCAGGAAUUGCAAAAACUUAUUGUACAGCAUCGGGAUCAGAUUUUGCGGCACCCCAGGAGCUGCCAAGCACAUUUCCUAGGCUGCCUGUCCUCCAGCCAGAGCCAGCACAAGUAUUGUUUCCAGAAGACCUUCACGGUGUCUCAUACAGGGAACUGCCGAAUCAUGGCAUACUGUGAUUCCAUGAGCUGCCUGGUGGUGUCACAGCCUUCUCCUCAGGCCUCUUUCUUGCCAGGCUUUGGUGUUAAGAUGUUGAGUACUGCCAACAUGAAGAGCAGUCAGUACAUUCCAAUGCAUGGCAAGCAGAUUCGAGGACUGGCUUUCAGCAGUCGGUCCAAAGGCUUGCUACUCUCUGCCUCCUUGGACAGCACUCUUAAACUGACCAGCCUGGAGACAAAUACUGUGGUCCAAACCUACAAUGCUGGGCGUCCUGUCUGGAGCUGCUGCUGGUGUCUUGAUGAGAACAAUUACAUCUAUGCUGGACUGGUCAAUGGUUCAAUUCUUGUCUAUGACCUGCGAAACACAAGCUGUCAUGUCCAGGAGCUAGUUCCUCAGAAAGCCAGAUGCCCUCUGGUAUCCCUGUCAUACUUACCUAGAGCUGCCUCGGCUGUAUUUCCUUAUGGUGGGGUGUUGGCUGGAACCUUGGAGAGUGCUUCCUUCUGGGAGCUAAAAAUGGGCUUUUCUCAUUGGCCUCAUGUCCUGCCCUUGGAGCCAGGGGGCUGCACGGACUUUCAGACGGAGAGUACCACUCGGCACUGUCUUGUGACCUACAGGCCCGAUAAAAACCACAACACCUUACGAAGUGUGCUGAUGGCGAUGUCCUACAGCCUGAAUGACACUGGAGAACCAGUCUGCUCAUGCCGUCCCAUACAAACAUUUUUUGGGGGACCCACUUGCAAGCUGCUGACCAAAAGUGCCAUUUUCCGAAGCCCAAAGAAUGAUGGCAGCCUCCUGGUGUGUUCUGGGGAUGAAUCAUCAAAUUCUGCCCUGAGUAAAAAUGACUUGAAGUCAGCAAAGAAAAAAAUGAGAUGGAUAAAGCAAAUAUGCUGUGGGAUGCUAGCAGUGGCUCCUUGCUGCAGAAACUGCAGACUGAUCAGCCUGUCUUGGACGUCUGCCCAUUUGAAGUGAGCCAUGACAACUACUUGGCUACCUUAACAGAGAAGAUGGUCCACAUCUAUAGGUGGGAGUGACCAUGGUCUUGAAGCCAGUCAGACAUGCUGCUGGUUAAUGUUAAAAUGUUUUGCCAGUACCUAGCAGCCCUGCAUAUCACCUGCAACCCGGAACUAUUGGGAUCAUGGUUCAUUUGGAUUAGUAUGAUUCUAGGACUUCAGGUCACUGAGACACUACAAAUUGUGUCUGCUAUGUCCAUCAAGAAAAUGCAUGACUGGUAGUCCAUCACAUUCUCCUCUUGGCUUAAAAGCCUUCCUCGGUCUUUGUUGUUGGGUUGGAGUACGUUUAUAUUUGGUCUAAUUUUCUGCUGGACCUCAGAGAGGGUCCUUGCAGCAGUUAUUUAGGGUAGGAGUACACACCAAGCAUUUUCUGGGAUAUGUAUACUCUGAGUGGUCUUGUCACUUGGGCCGUUUGGCUUGGGGAAAUGCCCCUGAAGAGAUUAACCAUCUUCUUGACGUUGCUUGGUGAAUGUACAAGAGUCGUUCUUGAGCUGAACACAAGAGGGUGCUAUAACACCUUGAGUAGGGUUUGAUUUGUUUUUGGUGUCCGAGACUGACCACAUUUUAGCACCUUGGUCUCUCAUCCUCACAGAAGGUGUGACAAGACAUAUGGUGUGCUUUGUGGCAGUAACAGUUAUGUUCCAGCAUGUAGUGCGGGGAAGUUGGCAAGCCCAGUGGUGGAGGGGGCCGAUGAGCCAUAGAUGCUCUCCUAAUGCUAAGUGCGUUAAGGUCAACACAUUGUGAGAGCUAAUCAAAGAGACCAGUUGUUGAGCAUUUGAGAAGAAUCAUUUUUUUUCUAGACAGCCUAGAAUCUCAGGAUUGGUUUUACUUAAGCUCCUGCUUUGAAGACCAGUUUUUCCCUCUCUAGGAAAAGAUGAACCACAUGUCAAAACUCUUACUUCAGUCUUCUGCAGGAACAGAGAUAAGGAAGAAAGCGCUAAGAGAGGGCUUCUAACAGAGAAGCUGCUCAAACUGCUGUUGAGAACAGGAGAAGGAUUUUUCCCUUCGUUUUGGAAAGAAUUUAUAUCUGAAUAAAGCCCUGGGAGUGAGGAGCUAUUCUUGAGCAUGUUUAUAAUUCCCAGAUAAAGUCUUCCCUUGUGAAACUGAUGUUUGAUUCCAUGUUCCUCUGAUUUCCCUCCUUUUGUAACUUUUCUAAAUGUUUUGCUAGUAAAAUGGUUGUUCUCAGGAACAUAAUAGCAGUUGAAGGCCUGUAGAUGGUGGGGAGAUGCCCACCACCUUCCAUUUCAACCCUAGAUUGUCCAAAAUUGGGGGCUUUAUUUUUUUCCCAACAGAGGGCUCAGUUUAUAUUUGUUUCUUUUUGGUAGCAAAGAUCCACUGCCUAAGGCUAUGCUGCUAAGCCACUCUCCACAACAGAACAUGCCUCAAGGCUGGGCAGGUCAGUGCCCUGUUCUUAGGAACACAAAGGCUAACAGUAUGCUUUUCUUAAAUAAUUGUGAUAGAGAUGUUACUAUUAUUUUUCUUAUAAAACAGUUAUGACCUGUGAAUUCCUGAACUAUUUCCAGAAUCUUUCUCACCGGUUAGGGUUCUUGGGGUAGAUUUCCCCAGAGUUCCAAGUUCCGGUUGUGCCUAUUAGGGGGCCCUUAUAUUGGACACGUCUCCUUGAAUUACUCCUCUUGCGUAUUCCAAGACAUUUUCCCCAAAACCAGCUUCCACGCCUGGGAAAAGAGCCUCUCAAAGGAGAUAACCCUUUUUUAAUAUGUUGGUGAUUAAGAGUGGCUGCCCAGGCCUGGGGUCCCAGUGGCCGGACAGGAUCUGAAUUAAAAAAACAGAACUCAUCUGGUGUCAGCAGACUAUCACAGAGAGGAUGCAGGUGGUUAGGCCCUGGCUGCCUUUGUCUUUGGGCUGGGGCAGGGUUAGGAUUUGACUUGGUUUACCCCUGGCAUCUCCGUGGGUGUGGGGUCAGAAUACCUUGCUUUGAAGUACACUCAUCCGUGAUUAUUGAUUUUCCCUAAGUGUAGGAAUCAGGGGACUUAAUUGCCAGUGAAGUUCGGCGGAUCUCAAGUCUUUCCAAUCCUUGAAUUCCUACAAUAAAUUUGGAUGUUUUGGAAGCAGAUUCAUGUGGCUAUGACUGAUUUCUCCAAGGAAAUCCCCCUUUUUGCCCCCACAGGAGCUUGCAUCUGUAGACUAGGUUCUAGUCUCCCCUGCACCACCAGACUCUGCACCACCACAUUCCCUUACCCAUUUCUAAGGUUAUUUUCUCAUUUGAAGUUUGUGGUUCAGUGAGCUCAAAAUACCUUCACAUUUUAUAUAUCUUUGUGCCUGCUUUGAAAACAGGACAACGGGAUCUUUGUGUUUUAUGUUUUAAAAUUAUAUAAAAAUAAAGAAUUUGCCAUGUGUUACAGCUUUUUUGUCUGUUUGUCUUUUUGACCACCAGAGGAAGGAACACACCUGCCAUCCUGGUAGAUUUCUCUGUCUCAUGCAGUACUAUCUAUGUCUGAGCUAUACGGCGUGAUCCCUCUGACGUGAACAUCUUUAGCUGGCAGUUAUAUGUGACUGUUGCUCAUGGGAAGCUGUGUGCCUCUGAAGAACCCCCCAUACUGAUCUUUUGUCUACUCUUAGACCUCAGAGUCUGGUGCAAACUACAUUUUCCAGACUACUGACUUUCAGUUAAUUUCUUUGAAUGGGCAGUACUAGCAGGACACUGCAAAUGGAAGGAAGAGAGAGGAGAAGACUAUUUUAUUUCUUGUAGUCUUUGGCAGCACUUCUGGCAAUGGUGGCAGCAGGGAGCAAGUGUGGGCUCCUUGGUUCCUGCUCAGACAAGCACACUUCCAGCCACUUGCCUCAGUUUCUUUGUUCUGUUUGAGUUCAGGAAUUUCUGUUGUCAUGAGUCAUGGUGUUCUGGGAUUAGGCUGGAAAGGUUGAAAAUAUUUUCCAGCUGAACAGCAAGUGGAGUAUACUAGAUUCCAAGAGGGCUGAAUCUAUAGGUGUAAGCUUGCUACUGUAAUGAUAGUGGCCUUGUGGUAUAUUUGGUAAACCCCAAAUUACUAAGAAACCCGACACUAUUGUUUUCUCUCCCUCGGUGUUCUUCCUUUUGCCUCCCAUCUCAUUUUGGCUGUGUGUGAAAUUCUGAAAAUAGAUGUUUUUGUGUCCUUGUCCUUUAAUCAGUCAACUUGUGUUUGUUACUAACAGCCUCUGCUGCUUAUUUAUCCCUUGAUAGUUUAUGAAACCCCUUCCUAUACAUUAAUUCAUCCGUAAACAAUGUUGUGGAAUAAGUAUUGUUAUUCUGUUUUACAGAAGAAGAAACAGGUUAAAAAUCUUAAUGAAAAAUUACAUUUAGAUGGUAUUUAAAAUUUGCAUGUCCUGGUCUUUCUAUUCUUGUAAAAGGGCUUACCAAGAGGCUGGACAGGGGUCAUAUUAAUAUAGAACUGGAUUUGGAUUAAAGGAAGUGUGGGACAUUGAGGAGAAGGAAGCUCAGAACAUGACUUAACAGAUGUCUGGAUAAAAAAGACCUGGAAAUUUUGCUACCUAAACUGAGCUGUGUAAGCUGCUGACAGUUGGAUAGACUGUUGGUUAACAAAAGUUACAGGUGGGAGCUUACACGUGUUCGUGGAAUAAGGGAGAGGAUUUAUUAUGCCUUCAAAGCCUUUCCAACUCUGAGCUUUGUAUCAUGCCCAUAGUCCCUGCUGUUUGUUUAAAACACCACCAUGAGGUUAAAGGAGUGCUCCAGAAGGGCCCUGAAAAGUUCUCGGUUUUGAGCUCUGGUGGUACAUUGAUUGUUAGGUUAGCUAGCUGUUUCCUUAGGGAACAGAUAGGAAGGAAUGAGGGUCUUACAUAAGAAAUGGUGAUACAGUGAGGGAAAGAUAAGUUGAGACCUCUCUGAGAGGAAUCACUGGAAUCUAAUCCCCGUGGGGUCUCGACACCUGACUUGUAUCCCAGUGGAAGCUCUAAGAUUGGCCAUGACCCCUGUUCCUCUCAUGAAGGGGUGAUAUUCUUACUGAUGAGGUGAAAUAAGUGAUAGUACUUUGAAUCCCUAGCCAAACAAAAUGUCCCUGCCCUCAGCUUAGGUGAAUCACUUGGCACAUGAGUCAAGGACAGGAAACAAAUAUAUUAUCAGAUAUUAACAUUUCUUUUCCUGAUUAAGACCCAAAAGACAUGAGAUUUCCUUUAGGGUAGGGACCAUGACCUGAGCUACUUGGUAAAUUGUCAUAAUGGAGGUAGGACAACCAAACCCCAGUUCCAGCUCUGCCUACACAUAUCCCUCCUUCCGGGUCUUAGAUUCUUGGACUAGACAGUCACUGAGGUUUCUGUGAGACAGACAAGUUCAGGUCCUUUAGCUGGAUCACUUGGGGCUGCCUGGAAGUAUGUUAUCCCGUCUUCAUCCCUUGAGUCUUACUGACACUAAAUCACUAAUGCCUUUCUGGCUCAGUAGUCUAUAUAGAACUUUUUUUCUUCUAAGAAAAAAUAGUGUAUUUUAGAUUGACAUUUAUGUAGUAGCUACAUUUACUGAGGGUUUAUUAUGUGCCUGAUGCCGUUGUGUGCUGUCAAGUCGGUUCUAACUCAUAGUGGCCCUAUAUGAUGGGGUAGAACUGCCCCAUAGGGCUCUCUAGGCUGUAGUCUUAACAGGAGCAGAUCACCAGGUCUUUUCUCUCAUGGAGGAGUUAGUGGGUUCGAACCGCUGACCUUUUAGCUAGCAGCCAAGCGCUUAACCAUUGCACCACCAGAGCUCCUUCCUAGUGUACUGUCCCUUUUAUAUGAAGGGGACUCUCAGAUUGAAGAACUUUCCCAGGUAUGAUGCCCAUGAAAGUUCACAUCUCAGAUCUCUGCCUGUGGGGAGCAUAAUUGACUGCUGUUCCAGCUGCUGAGCUCUGAAGCCAUAUACUGCAUCCUUACCAAGGCCACGCUUCCCCAGGGUUGCUCCCAGCCAGUGACUGAGCAUGACAGGGAUACUAAGGCAGACCCAUUCCUACAAGACAUUGAAUUCUGACUAACCCACCAGGAUAUCACAGCAAGCAAAUAGUGGAGUAGAUCAUGGAACCCAGGUAGUCUAGGCUGGUUGUUAUAACCACAACACAGUCUCUAGAGCAGGUAAUACAUAGGUUCUUGGAAAGUAAUGGCUGAAUAAAUGAAUGAUAUAAAAAUGAUAGGUGGGUAAGGGAUUAAUUUUCCCUGGGGAAGCUUCAGAAGGGUUGAAACUUGAGAAUGGCAUUAAAGGCGAAAAAUUUAAGAUGAAGGUGUUAGAACUUCCUGGGCCAAUGUUGCUUUUAUUUGAUCUUGAAAUCAAGACUGGAAGGGACCAGUUCUGGGUUAGUUGUUGGGGCAAGCAUAUUCCUGGUUACCAUAAUCAGAAAUUUUUGAAAGUUGUUCCAGGUGACUCAGCUGCACAGUCAAGUUCGGGAAAGCAGUCCUGUACUUUAAAAAGCUGCAUUGUCCUCAAAGGGGAAGAAUUAUAAGAAGUGAGAUGAGAAAAAUUGCUCUGCCUAAUCACUUCUUUUCACCUUCCUUGCCCAAAUAGUGGUGAGGAGGACUACUGGAGAGCUUCAGGAAAGUAAGAGCCUUUCAGCCAUGUAGCAAUAGGAGGCAGCAGCUUGACCAAUUCAGUGUCUUCACUGAUGGCACUUUGUAUCCAAACAACACCAUGCUGAGCACUGUGGGGGAAUGAGUAGUUGAAGGCCCUACCUGUGCUAGCUCUUGUUUGAGGAUUAUAUCAUACCCUUGCUGAAAACCCUCUCAAGGAUUCCCGUUACGUUUAGGUUUGGCUUAGACCUUACUGCAACUGUUUUCUGUUUAUCCCGUCUGUUCCUUAUUACUUUAUUUCCCCCUCCCCCUUGUGCCUUUUGGAUUAAUCAAGUGCAUUUUUUUCCAGUUUUUUUCUCUCUUCUAUUAGCUUUCCACUUCUACAUUCUUGUAUUAUUCUUUUUGUUUACCCUUGACUCUAGGGCCUAGAGUUACAGUAUGCAUCCUUAGUUAUAUGCUAUGGGAGUCAUAUGUUUUACAUGUGUUAUAAAUCUCUUAUUGUUUAAAACAGUUCAUAU